CUCAGCGACGCCAUCCCAACUGUCACACCGCCCAGAAUCCAUUGGCAAGCUCAUGCAACGAUACGACCCCGUAUUUGGUUCCUUGGAAGCAUCCAUUGGACAAGCUCCAUCCAAGAUCAAACACGCUGUCUCGUCGCGCAAGUGGAGGGGCAGCUCCUGAAGCAAAGCAGCAAGAGUGGAGUGCGGGGUUCCCAUGGUUGGCUUGCUCAACUUGCUCCAGGCAGGCGACGCACUCCACUGCGAUCCAUCACUGCCGUCCUCGACUUGACACUCAUCCAGAGCUUCCGGCUGACUUUGAAUCUUGUCCAUUUCCCUCUCCUCUCCGACUUGAUUGUCCCACACACACUCUCUCCAUUAACCGCACAUAUCACCCCGCGAACAACCAACAUGGCAACCACCGAACUCGACCGCGACCCCUCCAAAGCCAUCACCGCCAUCCGCGACGCCCGCCCUCCCGCCACCGACCGCUUCACCUAUCUCACCAUCGUCGAGUCGAACCUCUCCCCAGAGGUCCUCCCAACCCUCAACGAAGUCCUUCAAGAUGCUGGUCUCACGCAAGAAAUCGGCUGGGACCUGGUAUACAACCUCGUCUCCCUCCCCGGCUCGUCAUCAUGCCUCGAAACGAUCGCGCGCCUUGGCAACCCCCGAGAGGUCAUCCUCAAAGUUCUCGAAACACUCGAACUCCUAGGCGAAGAGGAGGGCUACGAAGCAGAUGAUGAAGCUGAAACCACAAAGGAGAAGAAGGAGGGCGGUGUGACAAAAACAGAGAAAUUCAUCACCCUAAUGGGGAUGCUGGCGAUCCUACACGGAAGAAUCAAGACGAAGUAUCCAUCUCGCUUCCUGGCGCAGACGCUGCAGACGGUGCUGGGGGCUUAUGAGGCGGGGAGUGAAGAGAUGACGGCUGCGGUGAUCAAUUUGGUGCAUAGUCUGAGUGGGAAGAGGGCGAGGCCGCCGUUACCGAGCAGGAAGUCUAGCGUGAAUGUGGCCAACUUGGACGCUCGGGGGGAUAGGGGGAAGAAUGCGCCUGAUCCGGAGGCGGAUGAUGGGAAGGAGGGCGAGGCAAAGACGGAGGAUCCGGAUGAGACGGAGCUGCAGCAGAAGCUGUUGUUGAGUUUUGCCACGUGCGUGUUGGAGAGGUACGCGAAUGGGAAUGAUUUGGCGUGGGCGGGGAGGCUAGUUGAGUUUUAUGAGCCGGAGAGGACUGUGCCGGGGAGGAGGACGUUGAUGGGGGCUUUUAGGGAGGAAGAGGGGUUGUUGGCUAAGGAUGGGAUUGUGGGGAAUUUGGUGGCGCUGAUUGGAGAUCUUGGACUGAGGUCAUGCUCCAGGACGUUCUUGAAGCAUGUGUGUGAAGGACCUUUACAUGAGAAUCCGCUGGCUGGCUCAGAAGACUUUGAGUCAGCAAGCCAGGUCAAGCUCUCUACAGGAGGAGCUGUUUGUCUCGUGGCCUACUGGGUCUUCUCGUCGACAAUCUUUGACGCCGACCACCCACAGCCAGAGAUGAACAUCUUCCCAGACCACUAUGCCGUCCUGGACAAAUUCCUUCAAGAUGAUGCGCAUGCCCAGAUUCAACAGUCGCCAGGCACAGUAGAGGCCCUUGUCACAAUCGGCCUCUGGCUGCAUGCGAACAAGUUUGUCUCGGCGAACCCCAACACACCGCUCACAAAUCCUACAACAUCUCCAGAAGAUCCUACCUCGGAUUUUAUGCGGUAUAUUCACCUCGUCACGCUCAUCGCGCUAUUUCAUCCCAAGCUUCACGUUCGCAACGCAGCCAGCACACUGGCUGGGCAGGUACUCCAUUCUGAUCCAUCAGAUGAUGACCGCUUGAAGGUCUUGUACGAUUUGUUGGAGAAUUGCACAUUCGCCUCGCUCAAAGCGAGAGCGAUCACCUGGCUGAGAGAGGAAUUGAUCGCAGCGUUCACGGCAAAGCUUCACCAAGCAACCGCUUUUUCAACACUGCAGGCUCUGGAAACGGUGCAAUAUGUGGUCUUUCCAAACCUGGACUUUUUGGUGGAGGAUACCAAUCUGGAGGAAGUGGUCGAGUAUCUGGUGACCAACGCACCAUUCCUCAUGCAGGCAGUGAACUUGGGAUUAUUCCUCUGGUCCAGUCCAGAGAAAUGGAACGCCGUGCUGCCAACGAACAUGGAUGCGACGGUCAGGCAGCGCUGGUUUGAGCCGCUGCUAGAAAGCAUCGAGAGGGUUCAAAAGGAGAGCAAGAGCUCUGAUGUAGAGUUGGGGCCGUUGGAGGGUGAACUGGCCGUGUUGAAGGGGAGGUUGGAGGAUCUUGCUGCGAAGGAAGGAUUCACUGGUGGGAAGGGUGUAUGA
This is a messenger RNA of Podospora pseudocomata, 2322 nucleotides long. It is a transcript of the gene YBP1, whose product is annotated as YAP1-binding protein 1. The coding region runs from base 388 to 2322 and encodes 644 amino acids. Gene Ontology annotation, biological process: cellular response to oxidative stress. NCBI's taxonomy places the organism in Eukaryota, Fungi, Ascomycota, Sordariomycetes, Sordariales, Podosporaceae. Gene Ontology annotation, cellular component: cytoplasm. The record is from RefSeq and is a predicted model, not a curated record. The transcript is spliced from 2 exons.